AUGGCCGUCUCCAUCUCGCAGCUCGCGUUCGAGCACCACCGCGUCGCCCUCGGCAUUGCGGAGACGCAGCCUCGCAUCUCGUGGCGCUUCGGCGGUCACGCGCAAAACUGGGAGCAGUCGUCGUACGACAUACAGGUCGUCCGCGGCGGCAAGUCACCGCAGCAUCACGAUGCGACGUCCUCCUACUCAAAGGUAUCGUCCGAGUCUCGGUACGUCCCUUGGCCCGGCGCGCCACUCAAGAGUGCCGAGCGCGCAAAAGUUCGUGCCAGAGCACACGGUAAGCGCGGGCAGUCGUCGACGCCGUGGUCCGACUGGGUUGCCGUCGAGACCGGCCUCCUGACUGCAGAGGACUGGGCUGGCGCGGUGCCCAUUGCGGCGGAUCGCGAGACGGAAGUCAGUGGGCCGAAGCGUCCCCUUUACUUCCGCAAGGGCUUUCUCACCGGCAAGGAUGUCGAGUCUGCGCGACUGUAUAUCACGGCCCUGGGGCUUUAUGAAGCCGAGAUCAAUGGCAAGCGGGUUGGUGAUGCCGUCCUCGCGCCGGGAUGGCAGUCGUUCAACUACCGCCACGUCUAUGACACCUACGACGUCACGGACCUCAUUAAAGCUGGCGACAAUGCGAUUGGCGUUGCCGUCGGAGAGGGAUGGUUCGCCGGGAGGCUCGCGUUUUCCGACCACCGCAACUUUUGGGGAGACACGCUUGGCGUCCAGUCUCUCUUGACAGUCACUUACAAGAACGGCACAACCAAGAAAGUACCCACCGACGAGUCCUGGAAAGCCAGCACCGGCCCCAUCACCUCUUCAGAGAUAUACGACGGAGAGUCUUACGAUUCGAGACUCGAGGCCGACCUCAAGGGAUGGUCUUUGGGCUCGUUCGACGACAAGGACUGGCUUGCAGUCAAGAAGCUGUCUCCGCUCAAGGGCAAGCUCGUUCCUGCAGAUGGGCCUCCCGUGCGGAGGCUGGAGGAACGCAAGCCGGAGCGCAUCUUCAAGUCAGCGUCUGGCAAGACGCUCAUCGAUCUCGGACAAAACAUGGUCGGAUGGCUGCGCCUGAACAACGUCAAGGGACCCAGCGGCACCAACAUCACUCUCCACCACGCCGAGGUUAUCGACAACGGUGAACUAGCCCUCCGGCCCCUACGCAGCGCCAAAGCAACAGACACCCUCAUCCUACACGGCAACGGCUCGCAGACGUGGGAGCCGCACUUUACGUUCCACGGCUUCCGGUUCGCGCAGAUUGACGGCUGGCCCGAGGACACGCCCCUGACGGCCGACUCGGUGACGGGCAUCGUCGUACACAGCGACCUCGAGCAGACGGGAUGGUUCCAGUGCUCGCACGCGCUGCUGAACCAGUUCCACUCCAACGUGCGGUGGUCGAUGAAGGGCAACUUCCUGAGCAUCUCGACCGACUGCCCGCAGCGCGACGAGCGGCUCGGCUGGACGGGCGACGCGCACGCCUUCGGCCCGACGGCCAACUUCCUCUACGACACGGCGGGCUUCUGGCGCGGGUGGCACCGCGACAUGUACUCGGAGAUGCAGCGCAACGACUCGAUGCGCGUGCCCUUCUUCGUGCCCACGGUGCCGCCGGACAGCAACGACUCCCCCGCCGCCGUCUGGGGCGACGUCUCGGUCGCCGGGCCGUGGGACCUGUUCCGCGCGUACGGCGACGUCGGCAUGCUCAAGGAGCAGUACCCGCAGUCCCGGGGCUGGAUCGACAAGGGCAUCCCGCGGCAGGCCGACGGGCUGUGGGAUCGCAGCGGGCCGCAGUUCGGCGACUGGCUCGACCCCAAGGCGCCGCCGGAGGACGCGGGCGCGGCCACGACGGCAAAGUACCUCGUCGCGGACGCGUACCUGGUGCGCAUGACUGAGGUUCUCGCCGAUAUGGCGCGCGCGGUGGGCGACGCCGCGAGCGCGGACAAGUACACGGCGCAGCACGACGACCUGCGGGCCAAGUUCCAGGGGGCGUGGAUGACGGGCACCGACGGGCAGAUGGCGAACCGCACGCAGACGGCGUACGCGCUGGCCCUCGACUUCGGCCUGUACACCAACACGACGCAGCGCGCCGCGGCCGUGGCCACGCUCAGGGACAUCGUGGCCAAGAACGAGUACCUCGUGGGAACAGGCUUCGCGGGCACGCCUGCGCUAGGUCCCGCGCUGCGCGACGCCGCCAACGCAACCGCCGACUUCUACAAGAUGCUUCUGCAGACGCGCGUGCCGUCGUGGCUAUACCAGGUGGUGCAGAACGGGACCACGACGUGGGAGCGCUGGGACAGCCUGCUGCCCGACGGCCACGUCAACCCGGGCUCCAUGACGAGCUUCAACCACUACGCCUUCGGCGCCGUGGCCGACUGGGUGCACGCCACGGUCGGGGGCCUGGCGCCCGCGGAGCCGGGCUGGAGGGUCGCGGCCGUCGAGCCCGUCCCCGGCGGAGGCAUCACCAGCGCCGACACGCGCUUCGUGAGCGGCUACGGCGAGCUGCGCGUCAAGUGGAACAUGGCCGCCGGCGGACGCUUCGAAAUGCAGGUCUGGGUGCCGCCGAACGCGCGCGCGAGGGUGAGGCUGCCCCGGAGCGGCAAGGUCAAGGAAGUUGGGUCUGGCUUCUACGAGUUCCACGAGGACGGACUGACUGGUUGA
Messenger RNA from Purpureocillium lilacinum, 2631 nucleotides. RefSeq lists its product as uncharacterized. Lineage: Eukaryota; Fungi; Ascomycota; Sordariomycetes; Hypocreales; Ophiocordycipitaceae. Gene Ontology annotation, biological process: carbohydrate metabolic process. The record is from RefSeq and is a predicted model, not a curated record.